Ochlerotatus camptorhynchus is the source of this 747-nucleotide messenger RNA. RefSeq names its product apnoia (gene apn). The transcript is spliced from 3 exons. The record is from RefSeq and is a predicted model, not a curated record. The coding region runs from base 113 to 472 and encodes 119 amino acids. NCBI's taxonomy places the organism in Eukaryota, Metazoa, Arthropoda, Insecta, Diptera, Culicidae.
ACCCGGGCGGUCAAAUUUUGGAACGCAGUCAAACUUUGGGUGUCGUGACAAUCCGAUCGUAAUUCGUGACGUGAUUCAAGAAAGAAAAACUAGCACCACUAAUAAAAAAAAAAUGGCUUCCAACUACGAAAAAGUGAUUCUUGCCUGUAUGGUUCUGUGCUGCCUGGUGGCCCUGGUGCGGUGUGAAGAUGAAGAACAGGAUGUUGCAGAAGGCAGAACUUUCGGUCAUCACUUCCUGAAGCGAAUGAGCUUUGCCGUGGUCCCAGCGGCAUUCGUCGUCGGAGUUAUCACCACCCUGCUAUCCGCUCUAACCGUUGUCUCGAUGAAGGGUCUGGGCGUCGGAGUAAUUCUUCUAGUGCUUGCCGUUUCGCAAAUUCUAGCAAGAACCGCUGCAUCGGUCCCCCUCCCGCCACCAAUCGCUUACGCAGCUCCUCCCGCACCGGUUCCGAUCCUCUACCACAAGGACUGGUAACUUGAUCCACAUCCUCGCAUCAACACGGUAGUCGCAGUGCCAAAUCUCUCCUCAGUGACUAAUGUUAAGUUAAUUUAUUCGAUAUUUAUUGUUAUUUAUUUCCUCACCAAUCACGACUGACUCAAAUCGGUAGCGAAGGAAUUUCACUCCCCCGUUGCGUCGUGAGCGCUCGCUCGCUUGCUCGAACGCCGUCCGAAAAGCGCACCGGGGGAGUGCAGUUCAGAGUUCACGAAAACAGAAACCAAUAAAGCACCAUGCUUUCGACUAAUUAAAAA